AAGACAUUCAAAGGAUUCCCUGACAGUGGCAGUUGAACAGCUCUGUUGAUGCCAGGAAUACUCAUUACUUUCUCAUCCGGGUCUUCUCGCUCCUCUUAUGGUAGUAUUUACUUUGCCCAGACCACGGAGCUAGAACUGGCUUUGAGGCGCUGAGUAUGUAUUAUUGUGAGUGGUGAGGAGGAAGACGGUACGUCGGAUUUCACGCAGCCUCAUCUGGAACGCAGUAGUUUUGAGUGGAGAGAACUGUUCGUGUGAACGACAAUAAUUUUCCUCAAAGUUCAUAGGUCUUUCACAGAUGAAUAUUUAAUGGCUUCGGAAUGGAGAUAGCCUUGGUGAGUUUUGAAAACGGCGGCGCAAAAGGGAGCGGUGGAAAUGCCGGCGAAGUCUGCCAAAACGCGCUGGAUCAUCCCCAACCAGGCUUUAUCCAGACAGGGUUCACUGAGGGCUACAAGGAGUCAAACACGUUGGGCAGUCCACCUCUAAGCACUAAGUGGAAAAUUAACGACAUGAACAACACUUUUGGCUGCAACGAAAAUGCCAUGGAUGCGCUGUUGCGCGCCGACCAUAGUCCGCAUCUGUUUGAUGAGGACAUGUUGGACAUGGACAUGGACAACGAUAGCAAUGAGAGGGUGUUUAUAAACAUUGCCGGACUACGGUAUGAAACACAGUUGGGCACCUUAAAUCAGUUCCCAGAUACUUUGCUGGGGGAUCCUAAUAAGAGAAUUAAAUACUUCGAUCCACUUCGGAACGAGUACUUCUUUGACCGCAACAGGCCGAGUUUCGAUGGGAUUCUAUAUUUCUAUCAGUCGGGGGGGAAGAUUCGGCGACCCGUCAAUGUGUCCAUCGACGUCUUUGCCGAUGAGAUUCGCUUUUAUCAACUGGGGGAGGAGGCACUGGAGCGUUUCCGUGAGGACGAGGGCUACAUCAAAGAGGAGGAGAAACCCUUGCCACAAAAUGAAUUUCAGAAACAGGUAUGGCUCAUCUUUGAGUACCCCGAGAGUUCUAGCCCUGCACGAGGGAUUGCAAUUGUGUCUGUGAUUGUCAUCACAAUAUCGAUCAUAACGUUUUGCUUGGAGACGUUACCAGAGUUCCGAGAUGAGAGAGAACUGCCAGUCACUGUCAGAGGGGACAACAGCACGGCCGCCCGGCCGUCGCUCACCUUCACAGACCCCUUUUUCAUCAUAGAAACCACCUGUGUGAUAUGGUUCACGUUUGAGCUUAUAGUGCGCUUUUUCGCCUGUCCAAGCAAGGCGGAGUUCUCUAAGACCGUCAUGAACAUUAUUGAUAUUAUGUCCAUAAUGCCUUACUUCAUCACAGUAGGCACUGAGCUGGCCGAGCAACAGAACGGCGAAGAGCACCAAAACGGUCAGCCAUCCAUGUCUCUGGCCAUUUUGAGAGUCAUAAGGCUGGUGCGAGUGUUUCGAAUAUUCAAACUCUCUCGCCACUCCAAGGGCCUUCAGAUUCUGGGCCAGACUUUAAAGGCCAGCAUGCGCGAGCUGGGCCUCUUAAUCUUCUUUCUCUUCAUAGGAGUUAUCUUGUUCUCGAGCGCCGUGUUCUUCGCAGAGGCGGACGAGCCGGAGUCUCACUUCUCCAGUAUCCCCGAUGCCUUCUGGUGGGCGGUUGUGACUAUGACCACAGUAGGCUACGGGGACAUGAGACCCGUGACGGUGGGGGGUAAAAUUGUGGGCUCUCUCUGUGCCAUCGCUGGCGUGUUGACCAUCGCUUUGCCGGUGCCUGUCAUCGUGUCCAACUUUAACUAUUUUUACCACCGAGAAACCGAUCAGGAUCAAGCAUCACUCAAAGAUGACAAUACCGCCGGCAGCGGCCAGAGUCCAAACGAUGAAAUGAAACGCAGUGGCAGCAGGUCAUCUCUGAAGUCAACAGGAGAUGUGGAGAACAACGACGAAACAAACACGCCUGUGGAGAAAACUAACAUCAAAGCUAACAGCAGCAUGGACAUCAAGAAAUCCCUUUACGCAUUUUGUCUGGACACGAGGGAAACAGACUUGUAGACCCUCAGUGUCGGGCUCGGUGUCCACCCGUAGAUGGUGGCAUCAUGGUACUGUGAAAGUCACUCAGUCCUUGAAAAAAAAAAAAAGAAACUCAUUUGUGUGUUCAAAGGCUUUUGCACAAUGUUAGAAUCAACACGAUAUUGCGAUUCAGGAAAGUUUUGCUACCCUGUUACUUAAGCACAGCACAUACUUUUUCUAAUUUGAAGAGCACAUUUAUUAAAAUCCCAUUUUAGGCGCUGAUUGAAUCAAAUGGACGUAGGCUAGUAAUUAUGUUGCACAUUACACAUCAUAGGCCUAAAUGCUACAUGUCAUCACAGGAAAAAGCGGAAUGGUCAGGCUAAUGGAUAGGGUGUGUGAAUGGAUAGUUGUCUAGAUGAAAAAAAAAGGUUGAAUAGUUUACAGCAUUGGGUUGAUAGUUGCAUUUGACAGAUUUGUUUUGUUGGCCUUAAAUUAACUACUAUACCAACAAAUCAUGUCGACCUUGAAAUAAGUGAAUUAUAUAGGCCUACAUGUUGGAAAACUUGCAUAUAAUGGGCAUUUCGAUUUUAUUAAUGUAUCAUUUAUGUAAAUCAGGCUACUGGAAAUCACGCAACAAACACAUUUCAGAACAUGUACAUAUUUUUGAAGUCAUAUAUCAAGCUGGUGAUUCUAACUAUAACCUGAAAUAUGAGCACACUUUAUAUAUAAGAAACAUCAACAAAUAUACGUGGUUCGUGAAUAGCCUGAACGUCUACCCUUACAUGGAUUCUUUCUUUAUUUCAUAAAGAACUGAUUUAUAUUCUUGAUAUUAGUCUACAUAAAGGUGUUGCGUUUUUUCAGGGGACUUUUUUUUAAAAACGGACCUAAACAGAAAAAAAAACAUUGUCAAAAAAUAUGAAAAUGACUCAAUGGCAGCCUUGUUUUCACAAGAGCAUUCUGGAGUGAACGCUGUGUGAUGAGAAUGCCCUAUUGACACACAGAGAGAUACGUACAAAAUAUACUGUUCACGGGAGGAUCUUACCAAACGAAGGAUGCAUAGAGAGUAAAAUCAUCCAAAGUGAAAAAACUCAUCACAGCAAGACCCUUCACGCAAAUAAAAGACUCCGUUAACAGAGGAACAGAGCAGAAUCGCUGCCAUCUGACCACGAGGACAUCUCUCUUCCACGUCAGGAGCGCCAUAUCCCAGCGCCACCCUUUCAAGAAAUCCACAACAACAAACAAACAAAAAAAAAAACAAACAAACACAAAAACAAAAAAAAUACUGUGCCUUCAAUCAACCCCAGCAGUGCUACACUGUUCUGACCUGCACCUACAAAAUCCCACAGGUGGAGGAGAAAGACAACUAAAAAUGCACCACCUUGCCCUAUGGACGAACUACAGAUGUUUGUGGAUGGCAGAGGUUCAAGCUCGCCCCUCUCUACGGACUAAAACACAAGGGCAUGUCUUAUGUGAAGUUCUGUUUCUUUUAACCCCCUGUGUUGAGAAACGUUGAAUAUUAAUACAAUGUGCUAGUGAUUUGCUUCAUAUUGGAAGAAAUCCCUAUCUGUGCAAUAUCAGUUGAUAUAUUUCUGUGUGAAGCCGUAAUGUGGAAGUAGACUUUUUCUGGAUGAGUUUUUCGGCUCAGUCUGUUUAUUUUUUUAAAUACUGUCCUCCUGAUCUCUAUUUUUCUAAAAAAAGAUGAAUAUAUAGUAAAUAUAAAUAUAAAUACAUAUAUAUAAGAUGAUAUUCUUUACCGGUGGAGUGGGCAUGUGUCCCUAAGCACAAGGGAGGCCAGCCAUUUGGUUUUUAGACAGUGGACUUUUAGACUUAAAAAAGAGCCUCCCUCUAUUUAAGGGCCAAAGCCAUAGCCUGCAACUGUACUCGUCAGGUUUUGUUUGGUAAGGAGCACACAAAGAUACCCAUUAUGACCUGCUGAAAAGACUGUGUGUGUAUGUGUGUGUGUUUGUGCGCGCGCGUGCGACUGUGUGUGUCCUCGCUUACUCCGAAGAUCUUACAGUCAAACAAAAGUAAGAUGGAGGUGUUGGUGUGUUUAUUGUGUGAAGUUUUGGUUUCCUACAUCAGAUGAAUUGAUUUUACUGACGUAGCUAGCCAUUCUCUACCUAAUUGUGGCCUGUUCUUGCUGAACGUCGAGUUCUUUUGUACUCCCCUCUGCAUAUCAAUACAUUACUUGGUGUGUGAACACAUAUGAGCAUGUGUUUGCUGGGUGGGUUAUGUUGGUAAUCAAGACCUUCUUUAACUGCAAUUUUGUGACUAUGUGGAACCUGUAUCCUUUAAGCUGCUACCUUGUACUGUGUUGUCUGGAUAUAUCCAGCGUUAUUCCUGAACAUUUAUUAUCCUUGAACAAUCAACUCAUUCAAUACCUCGCAUAUAAUGUUAUAUUAACAAUUUAGAGGUAACUUGUUAUUUGUACUGUAUUUUGUCAUUGGUUGAUAUGAUGUUAGCUUAAGUCACUAAAUAUCCCUGUGCCCCUUCCCCAAACCCUAAACAGGAUUCGAUUUAUUUAUUUGCAGUGCAAUACUAUACUAUUCUGUUAAGUACUGUUGAAUAAAGCUGACAGAUUCAGGGUAGAUUUUGCUAGAUGCUAAAUGUAAUUCAGCACAAUGUCAUACAAUGUAUUCAGUUACAAAUUAUCAGGGUUUAGCCAUUUCAUGAAUUUGCUAAUUAAUUUGGCACAAAGUACUGACAACCCAUGUCACUCACUAACAAGUGUGAAGGGGAGUGUAGUAUCAUAUGUGUCUAUGUGUAAAUUCAGAUUCUCAGAGAGUCUUAGAUUUGUUUUAUUUUUCAGGGUUAGACCAUACCUGUCAACAUUUAGCCAGGUUUAUACC
Alosa sapidissima (American shad) is the source of this 4819-nucleotide messenger RNA. RefSeq names its product potassium voltage-gated channel subfamily A member 1. Gene Ontology annotation, molecular function: delayed rectifier potassium channel activity; protein binding. Lineage: Eukaryota; Metazoa; Chordata; Actinopteri; Clupeiformes; Clupeidae. Gene Ontology annotation, biological process: protein homooligomerization; potassium ion transmembrane transport. The transcript is spliced from 2 exons. Gene Ontology annotation, cellular component: membrane; voltage-gated potassium channel complex. The record is from RefSeq and is a predicted model, not a curated record. The coding region runs from base 318 to 2012 and encodes 564 amino acids.